AUGUGGCACAAACCUGGCAGGGACCUGCAAAACAAGGCGGCUUCUCUGUUUCUGUUUGUGAAAGGCUGGCACUUGACUCCUUGGAAAGGUCUGCAUUUCUGUCCCAUAAGUUCCGCAAUAUCCCUUCCUAGGCCUCGUGUCGCUCUUUCCCAAGAUCCGCCGGGAACUGCUACGUACCAUUGCCACAUACGGCUUUCAAUACCUUUCCGGUCCGGACGUGAUCCGGACUUCAACGCCUCGCUGACGUCCAACAUCCUGGGCCGGCCGCCGGCGGACAUCCGCGACAAGUUCCUGAUGGGGAAGGAGCUGGGCAAGGGGCAGUUCGGCGUGACGUACCUGUGCACCGAUAAGGUCACUGGCGAGCAACUCGCGUGCAAGUCGCUAGCGAAACGACGCAUCGGGUCGAAAGAGGAGGUCGAGGAUAUCAGGAAGGAGAUCGCCAUCAUGCAUCAUCUGGGCGGCCACCCGCACAUCGUGCAGCUGCGCGGCGCCUUCGAGGACAAGCACAACGUGCACAUCGUCAUGGAGCUCUGCGCGGGCGGCGAACUCUUCGACCGCAUCGCCGCCCGGGGCCACUACAGCGAGCGGGCGGCGUCGGCAUUAUUCAAAACCAUGAUGGGGGUGGUCGACCAUUGCCACCAGAAUAACGUUGUCCACCGGGACUUAAAGCCCGAGAAUUUUCUUCUCGCGGAUCGGAGGGAGGAUGCGCCGCUGAAGGUGGCGGAUUUCGGGCUGUCGUCGUUUUACAAGGAGGGGGAGGUGUUUUCGGAGACGGUGGGGAGCGCGUUCUAUGUGGCGCCUGAGGUGCUCAAGGGGAAGUAUGACAAGGCGUGUGACGUGUGGAGCUGCGGCGUCAUUCUCUACAUCCUGCUCAGCGGCACCCCACCUUUCUGGGGAGACACGGAGAAGCAGAUCUUCCAGCAGGUGCUCAAGGCGAAUCCCGACUUUGCAGCGGACCCCUGGCCGAACGUGUCGGACUCGGCCAAGGACCUCGUGAAGCGCAUGCUGCACCCCGACCCCGCUCAGCGCAUCUCCUCUGCUGAUGUGCUCCGCCACCCGUGGCUGUCCCACGAGAAGCAGUCUGAUAAGCCGCUGGGAGAGGCGGUGCUGAAGCGAAUCAAGAAGUUCUCUGCGGCCAACAAGAUGAAGAAGCUGGCGCUCAAGGUGAUCGCAUGCAACCUGAGCCGUGAGGAGAUCCUGGGACUGAAGAAGCUGUUCAAGGGGAUGGACAAGGACGGCAGCGGCAGCAUCACGUUUGCUGAGCUCAAGACCGGCAUGCAGAAGCUGGGUAACCCCAUGUCGGAGGAGCAGCUUCAGCAGAUCAUGGAGGCGGCGGACAUGGACCACAGCGGCACCAUUGACUACACGGAGUUCAUCACGGCAACGAUGCAGAUGAACAAGGUGGAGAAGGAGGAGCACAUCUGGAAGGCCUUCCAGCACUUCGACCGCGAUGGCAGCGGAUUCAUCACAGUGAGUGAGCUGAGGGACGCCCUGGCGAAUGAGGACAUGCUGGAGCCGGGUGAGCUGGAGCAGAUCAUCGAAGAGGUGGACACGGAUAAGAGCGGCACGAUCGACUACGAGGAGUUUGCAGCCAUGAUGAGGAAACAAGAUCAGGAGACAGCCGGCGCACAGAAGCAGAGGCGGACCCGCACCCUGGUGCUGGUGCAUUCGCUGAAGCGCACAGGCACGCCGCAUGACGUGGUGGUGCUGACGAUGAAUGUGAGUGACGGCACGGCUGCGCGGCUGCAGCUGCUGGGAGCAAGAGUAAAGCAGAUUGAAGAGGCCAUCCCUUACCCCUUCCCGGCCACACCCAACAGAGUCGCCAUCAACAAGCCGUGCAGGUGGGUGCAGAGCGGUGCAGGGGGUUGCCAUGCGUCUUCCCACCCUUCCUCUGUCGCCCAUCUCCCCCAACCUUUCCACCCCAUCAGGUAUUCCAAGCUGUGGAUGUGGACUCUCACAGAGUACCACAGUCUAGUGUAUGUCGACGCUGACCUGCUCGUACUAGCCAGUCUGGACGACCUCUUCUGCCGCUAUGAGCUGACUGCUGCGCCACUUCACCCCACCCCUUGCUCCCCAACAACCCCCUCCCAUCAGGUACUCCAACCUGUGGAUGUGGAAUCUCAUCUCACAGAGUAUUCCAAGCUGUGGAUGUGGACUCUUACAGAGUACCACCGUCUCGUCUACGUCGAUGCGGACCUGCUUGUAUUGAGCAGCCUCGACGAGCUCUUUUGUCGCGAUGAGCUCUCAGCUGCACCGGACACCAUCCCUCCUGACCGCUUCAACAGCGGCUUGAUGGUGGUGGCGCCUAGCGACGACACGUUCAGGGAUAUGCUGAGCAAGGUAGCCACCACCAAAUCACCCAACGUGGGCGAUCAGGGCUUUCUCAACAAUUACUACUCAGACUGGUACCUGCAAGGCCCCUCCCACCACCUGCCCUACGCCUUCAACCCACUCGUCCGCCUCAGCGGGUGGGAGGGGUGGGAGCGGUUUGUGCAGCCGCAGCUGAGAGUGCUGCACUUCUCUGGGAGCACCAAGCCCUGGAACACCAUGGAGGACAAGCAGUUCCCCACCACUCGCAGUUUAGAUCACAUAUGGCUUGCCGCACACAACGAUAUGCUGAAGGCCCUUGCAAAAGCCAUGGCUGCUGCAAAGGCUGCUGGAAAUAGUGGUGGCAGCAGCAGCACUGGCGCAAGUGAGCCUGCUGGUAGGGAUGCAGCAGCAGGGAAUGGGGAUGGUGGAGUUGAGAGCAUCGGGGCGAGCGGGGAGACCAUCGGGGCGAGCGGUGAAUACGCCCCGCUCUCUUCCGUCUGCCAAGAGGAGGGUCCGACCACCAAUGGCAGUGUUCGUUACGAUAAGCUCACCGUGGUGCUCACAGCAACAGGCGCCCCACAGCAGACCAUGCAAGCCAUACGCCACUACACCUCAGCGCCUGUGGUUCGAGACAUCUUCGUCCUUCUCUCCGAUGACAACCCACUUGCAACAAGCAGUGACAGCAGCACCUUUCCUCUGGUGCAGGGCGAGAGGCCUGUUGUUCUUCUCCCUCUCCGCAACCCGCCAGCGACUGCUCGCUUCAGACCCAUUCUGUCACUAACUACUGCUGCCGUGCUAGUAAUCGAAGACACCAUGCUGGUCCCCCCUGCUCUCCUCGCCACAUCCCUCCUGCGAUGGCGGGAAACACCCAACCGACUGCACGGCUUCCUCCCAUCCGCCCACUUCCGCCUCUCCAAGGGCGCCCUCAAAGGGCGACUGGCCGUGCAUGCUUCCCUGGGGCCAGGAAGGGACUACUCAGUGGUCACUGGUGCGCUGCUGCUGCAUAGAAACUACCUGCACUAUUUUAGCUGUACUAUGAGAGAAGAGGCGAGGCGGUAUUUGGAGGGAGGACAUGAGGGAGAGGGUGGGGGAGGGAGUGAGGGAGGGAGUGAGGGAGGGAGUGAGGGAGGGAGUGAGGGAGGAAGUGGGGGAGGGAGUGAAGGCGGUCUGACCAAUCCGGCAGCGAGAGCGUGUGCUGACGUGGCGAUGAACAUGCUGGUGACUCAUCUGUCUGACCUGCCACCUUUGACAAUCUACGACUCAACACAGGAGGUGCAAGGGCCCUUUCCCUUGCCGCCUGCUCCUGCCAUCCCCAAGGUUCGUGUGCCCCCGGCGCCCCUCCUCUUCUCCCCCAUUCUUAACGCCUUCCUGUCAACCACCCUCCUCCACCUCAUCCCCCGCCGCUACCGCCGCUUCCUCCCUGCUUUAAAGAGCACCCACCCGCGCGUGCUGUUUGUUCCGGGGGAUGCUGCUCCCAAACAUGCCGUGUGCCUGCGGGUAUCACCAACAGCAUCAUCAUCGGCAUCACCCCAAGAGUCUGAACCAGCAGUGGAGCUCUCUCUCUCCGAAGCCAUCUCCUCCCCCGUCACCGCACUCCACCUCUCCAGAACCACUGUGUUCGCCUCCACACCAUCCACCACCACCAUCAUAAGCCCACCCAGCAGCAGCACAGGGAAAGGGGAUAUCACUAAUAUGCUCAAGGGGAUGGAUGGAGAUGGAGGUAUCGGGGCGGUGCUAGGGUUUGAUGAUCCGUUUGCCGUGUUCCAUCUGGCGUCGAGAUUAGCUGCGUGGAGGAGGUCGGAGGGAUGCUUUGCUCCCUCCCGCCUUGUGCUCUUUCAUGGCGAUAGACUGCAACAAACAGCACCGCAUACCCCCCAUCCUGUUCUGCCUGCUGCUGCUGCUGCUGGUGUUGAUGAUGGUGGUGGUGGCAGCGGUGGUGGCAGCGGUGGUGGCGGCAGCAUUGGCAGCGGAGAUGGCGACAUGGGAUCGGGAUCGGGAUGUGAUAGCCAUGCUGCUAUCAUCCGUUCUGCGCUGCGCCUUACAUGUCGCCUCCAGCCGCCCACCCGCUCCUCUCUAACGAUCCUCAUAGCGGGUUCAGAUGCCGCAUGGAGACAACACAUACCAGCCCCCCUGCACCCCGCCAACUUGACUGCCGCCCUGCACAAGGAGUGCACACGCACACAUCUGCCCUGCCAAGUGCUGCGAGCACAGGGGGAUGGCCCGUGCAGUGAUCAGGACACGGGAGCAUACCGCUCGCCGGAAGAAGGCCAUCGCCGUCGCGAAGAUCGUGGCCGCGGGCGUGGUCUGGAGGAGCUCUUCUCGGGUCGCCAAGGCGAUCUCGAUGUGGACGGAGAAGAGGAGAACGAAUCUGCGAAUAAGACGCAGGAGCCGGAUCGUGAAGGCGAGACCAAGGGCGAUGAAGCGAUCCAGGAGGAAGACGCAGGCGAGCAGCGUGAGAUGCCCGCUGGAGCUAAUGACGACGACCCCGCGCAAGCGGGCGUGGCGGCGAAGCCGAGCGCGACGGAGGCGGACGGACAGAGCGGACGAAAUCUGCCGCACGUCAGAGAGGAAGUUGACGGAGAGGGGCGCGGCAGUGGCGGACGCUCCCCAGAUCCGCGUCGGCGACGUGAUGGAGAACGCGGCGGUGGCAUGCGCUCGCCUGAUCCGCGGCUGAAUCGCGACGGAGGACGCACGGUGGUGGACGCUCGCCAGAAUCGCGGCGGAGCCGUGAAGGGGAGCGCGGGGGCGGCAUGCGCUCGCCAGAUCCGCGGCGGCACCAUGACGGUGGGCACUGGGGCAGAGCGCGCUCACCGGAUUCCCAGAGGUAUCGCUAGUGGAGGAGCGGGGGGGAUCGGUGCUCACCUGGUCCGUAUUAUCCUGGCGAGGAGAGACGGGGAGGCGGCUACCGCUCGCCUGAUCCGCAGCGCUAUUAUGGAGAGAGGCGUGGGAGCGGGGCGCGCUCGCCUGACUUGCGCAUGCAGCACGAAGGAGGCCGGGAAGGCGGAUUCGGUUCGCAGCAACGAUAUGACAGCAGAGAUGAAAGACGCGGAGGGGGAUCUCGCUCCCCUGGCCGGUAUCAGCGGCAUGAUGGAAGGCGUGCCGAUGCGGCAGGGCGAGACCAACCCGACAGUCGAGAGGGAGGCAGUGGGCUGA
Molecule: messenger RNA, 5463 nt
Organism: Closterium sp. Yama58-4
Lineage: Eukaryota; Viridiplantae; Streptophyta; Zygnematophyceae; Desmidiales; Closteriaceae
Source: the annotation of a GenBank genome assembly